CCCUCCUCAGCCCCCUCGUCUCCCCGCGCCGCCGCCGCCGCUCCGCCACCAGCAGCCGAAACCGAGUCAGAGUCAGAGGCUCCGACCGGCACCGGAACCCUCCGCCACAGGCGGCACCACGAGGCGAACCGCACCCGGGGGGGGGGUCCGUGUCGAGGAGAGCCGGAACGCGCCGCGCCGCGCGGGGAUGCGGGCGCCUUCCCCCGGAUGCGGGAUGGAGACGAGCGGGCCGCGCGGCAUGUGAAGCCUCGCCGGGAGACGAUGGCUGGACCGGGAUCCUCUGCGGCGGUGCCGCUGCUCCUGCUGGGCUUCCUGUCGGUGUCCUCCGUUACCGCCGACACCGCGCUCUCAGCUCCGCUCAAUGUGACCAUCAGAGAGAUUGAGGUGAACUCUGCCAUGGUCACGUGGGAGAUCUUGGAGGGGGACCCCGUCAUUGGAUUCGCCAUCACCCAACAGAAGAAGGACGCCCGCAUGCUGCGCUUCAUCCAGGAAGUGAACACCACCACGCGCUCCUGCGCGCUGUGGGACUUGGACGAGGACACCGAGUACAUCGUCCACGUCCAGAGCGUCAGCAUGGCGGGCAGCGGCCCCCCCAGCGAGCCGGUCCUCUUCAGAACGCCCAGGGAGUCGGAGAAGAUGGCGUCCAAGAGCCCGGACGAGGUGACGAUGGAGGAGUUCGGUCAGUCGGCUCAGCUGAGGGCCGGGGAGCUCAUCAUCAUCGUGGUGGUGCUGGUCAUGUGGGCAGGGGUGAUCGCUCUGUUUUGCCGUCAGUAUGACAUCAUCAAAGACAACGAGCCCAACAACAACAAGGACAAAGCCAAGAACUCCUCGGAGUGCAGCACCCCGGAGCACCCGCAGGGGGGGCUGCUGCGCAGCAACGUCUGAGACCAGCCCCCCCCCCCCCCCUGCAAAGCCUCGUGCAAUAACUCCUCGACCCUCAGGACAGUAACUGUGUGUCCUGACGCUUGGACCAACGGAAAGCCAUCGUCUCC
This is a messenger RNA of Pungitius pungitius (ninespine stickleback), 992 nucleotides long. RefSeq names its product fibronectin type III domain containing 5b (gene fndc5b). The transcript has 6 exons. The coding region runs from base 208 to 885 and encodes 225 amino acids. The record is from RefSeq and is a predicted model, not a curated record. Gene Ontology annotation, molecular function: protein binding. Gene Ontology annotation, cellular component: plasma membrane; extracellular region. NCBI's taxonomy places the organism in Eukaryota, Metazoa, Chordata, Actinopteri, Perciformes, Gasterosteidae.